Messenger RNA from Lycium barbarum (goji berry), 330 nucleotides. RefSeq lists its product as uncharacterized. The coding region runs from base 1 to 330 and encodes 109 amino acids. The transcript is spliced from 2 exons. NCBI's taxonomy places the organism in Eukaryota, Viridiplantae, Streptophyta, Magnoliopsida, Solanales, Solanaceae. The record is from RefSeq and is a predicted model, not a curated record.
AUGAACGGCAGUGGUGAUAGUGGUGGUGAUGAUACCAGUGAUACUGGUGAUGAUAGUGGUGGUGAUGAUAGCGUUGAAUAUUGCUGUGUUGGCGGUGAAAAUGGUGGUGAUGAUAGUAGUGAUGUUGGUGGAGACUCCAUAAAUGGUGAUAGUGUUGAUAGCGGUGGUGAUAGUGGUAGUGAUGAUGAUAGUUAUGAUAGUGGUGGCGAUGACAGCGGUGAUAGUGGCAGUGUUGAUAGCAGUGAAUAUGGAGAUGUUAGCGGUGAAAAUGGUGGUGAUGAUAGCGGUGAUGGUGGUGGAGACUCCAUAAAGUACUCAAAAAGAUAUUAG